AUGUCUCAUGUCGCCGAGAGACUCGGGAAGCUCUUUGGUCAACAGGAACAUCCUCGUGUGUUUCUCCUCAGGUCAGCGAUUAAGCUCCUUGAAAUUCAAGUUGAAGCUGUACCAGUCCUUGACCUCCGAACUGCUCGCGACCAUCGGCAGGACUUCGAUGGCGUCCGCUAA
Messenger RNA from Fusarium verticillioides 7600, 171 nucleotides. RefSeq lists its product as hypothetical. The record is from RefSeq and is a predicted model, not a curated record. The transcript has 2 exons. The coding region runs from base 1 to 171 and encodes 56 amino acids. NCBI's taxonomy places the organism in Eukaryota, Fungi, Ascomycota, Sordariomycetes, Hypocreales, Nectriaceae.